This is a messenger RNA of Myripristis murdjan (pinecone soldierfish), 493 nucleotides long. RefSeq names its product preproinsulin b (gene insb). The transcript is spliced from 3 exons. Gene Ontology annotation, cellular component: extracellular region. The record is from RefSeq and is a predicted model, not a curated record. NCBI's taxonomy places the organism in Eukaryota, Metazoa, Chordata, Actinopteri, Holocentriformes, Holocentridae. Gene Ontology annotation, molecular function: hormone activity. Bases 39 to 374 code for a protein of 111 amino acids.
GCUGCACUGAGGUCUCCUCAAACACAGGUUUCCUUCCUAUGGCCGUGGUACCAUGGGCUGUGUCCAUGCUGUUAUUGCUGGUGUUGCAUUCUCCAGGGGUGGUCUCUCCCCCCGCCCAGCACCUCUGUGGCUCCCACCUGGUGGAUGCUCUGUACUUCGUGUGUGGGGAUCGGGGGUUUUUCUACAAUCCAAACCGAACCCAAAAGAGGGAUCUACAGCCUCUGCUUGGGUUCCUGUCUAAAAGGGCCAGACAGGAGAAGCGUCUGUGGAAGGCUCUGUCUGGCCGUGAUGAGCCCAAGGUGAAGAGAGGCAUCGUGGAGCAGUGCUGCCAUAAGCCCUGCACCAUUUACCACCUGGAGGGCUACUGCGACUGACUAACUACUACUCCAGAGCUAGCACCACUCAUAGCCUGUAAAAAGGUCUUGAAGUCAAUCUCUGACCAAGUACUUGCUGGCUAUGUCUUAUCUAAUUCUCACUAAAAGGAAAUAAAGCU